This is a messenger RNA of Plodia interpunctella (Indianmeal moth), 1530 nucleotides long. RefSeq lists its product as uncharacterized. Lineage: Eukaryota; Metazoa; Arthropoda; Insecta; Lepidoptera; Pyralidae. Bases 164 to 1198 code for a protein of 344 amino acids. The record is from RefSeq and is a predicted model, not a curated record. The transcript is spliced from 6 exons.
ACUUUGACAGGUGCUCAUGACAUGCAUAACAGUUGAAAGUGCCGUUUUGACGUAACCUUUUUAUACACGUAUUUUUAAUGUUUUAUAAGGAAAGUUAUUUUUAGUCAUUUAAUAACACUGAUCGCUCGUGUUUUCAUGUUACGUCAACGGUAAGAUUAGGACAAUGUCUCAGCCUCGGAUGAGAAAGACGAGCGCCGCCGGGGAGGUCCCCAGGGUUCGCUCCACCUUCGUCAAGGCUUCUGGCGAUUCCUCUUUGAACCCUAAUCGCCAACAGCAACCUAGGAGUCGGAGUAAUAAUAAGUUACCAAAGAACAUACGCUAUGACUUAGACAGUGCAUUAGUUGGGUUAUGCGACGUGUGGUUCGAUGAGAUCAAGCCGCACCUGAUCCGCAACAAGAUAAAGGUGCACAUCCAUGGUUCCGGCUCGUGCCCGGCCAGCGGCGACCACCCGCGCGUGCCCCCCGGCGCGCCCGGCUGCUCCCACCUCGACCCAGGUGCUGCCUCUCAUCGAGCGCACCAGUAUGCGAACUAUGCCGGCUGCUGUUCAACGCCGCCAACAGCAUCGAGAGCGCCGUCGCGCAGGCCGCCAGCACCGCCUCCCUGCCCUGCGUCCCCGCUGCAGCUAAUCCUACAAUCUAUGAAUGCACAACCAAAUUAUAAAAGAAGUUUACAUCCUAAAAAACACCUCAGUCAAUCGGCGUACCAGCGGCAUGAUCCACCACCCGCGGAUACGCGUCAUGGAAAUUGCACCAGUCACCGACGACCGUUCACAGCUCCUUGUAGGAGGCUCCUUGCAGCGUCUUCUAGGAUGCACGACAAGGGAUCACAAACACAUUUCCGAUAUUUCCUGAACCCAGCAGUGAUGGUGGAUAAAGAAACCCAGACCCUUCGGCCAGUGCGGCGGCAAACCAGCGCACGAGUGUCGUCACACGGCCCGGUCGCAACUUUCGACCGCUGUCCUGGCAAGACUACUCUCUUGCCAAAAUCCAAAGGUCGACCUAAGAGCUGCAGCGACCCCAAGUCACGUCCUUUAAGUAAUAGUACUAGUUUCCCAGUACGAGAUUACGAGGAAAAGAAACUAGAAGUUUUGUACUAUAGUCCAAAUUCAUCGAAAUUUAAUUCUUCAGUCUCACUUUUAGAGACGCCCAGAGGCAAGCGGAAACGAAAAAACACUAGGAAAAUUCCGCCGUGGCGGUGAAACUCGUGCGAACCUACAUUAAGCGUUCUCUUUGUGACUUGCAAUGCUCUAAUGAUGUGGAUAUUAUUCGGAUUGUAUUUUCUUGUUUACUAAGCAGCCAAAACACAAUUCACUUUCAUACUCAUUAAGUUUCUCCUUAGAAUUUACGCAUAUGUAACUUGAUAACUCGUCUCUCAUAAUUCUUCCAUGGAAACUGGUGCGACGACAUUGAUUUCUUAUUUAAAGUUAAUGUUCGAUAAUCUUGAUUCUCUCGAAUAUUUCUUUAUAAUCUAUUUAUUUUCACAUAAGGUCUAGGUUAUUUUAUCUUAUAUUAAUAAAUGUUAUAAUGAUAU